GCAAGAAGUUGGCCGAGUAGGGGAAGUUCAGUGUCAAGGAGAUGGUCGACAUAAUAAAAAUGGACUGGAUUAUGCUGAGGCUGUGGUACUACGUAGAGUUCGAGUACGAGGAAAUGGAUAAGCGGGAGUGGAAUGCCAACUCCACGUUCUUCAGGUCCAAGAAGCCACUGUUGGAAGAGUUCAAGGACAAAGGUCUCGACGACAAGCUUUGGAACGACAGCAGGAAAUUUUUCACGGACACCACGUACGUCAACAAGUGCCCUCAGUUUCUCGGGUGUCAACACGACAAUAACAUCAAGAGAACGGCGUCCCUCGUCAACGACCAGCAUUUUCCGGCGGAGUGGAAGCGUGUCGUCCUUUCGGUGAUCACUGGAGAUCGCGCCAAAGGCAAAAAAAAGCCUCGAGGCGUUGAUGAAUGCAUCAACAUUUUGUGGACGAGGACAAGCGCCUUUACGACGCUGGCCCAGUUUAAUGUCGACCCACUGAGUGCCAUAGAUCAUAAGGAGGCGCUGGGAAAACUAGGGCAUCAGCUACAGUCUCACACUUGCGUGCUCGACUUGUGCGGAAGUGUGGACCGUGCGCAAUGGGACUCUGGGGCAUUCGCGUCUCUGAGUGAGUUGCUGGGCUUCGUUUGUCAGGACUACUGGAUAUUGGUGGUAUUCGUUCCCUGCCUGUGGAACCUCUCCUUCAUGACAUCUUUGUCUGCGCUUGGGGCCACCCGAUGCUCCAUGGGGAAAUGGGUUCGGAAGACGACAUCGAAGAAGACGCAUCAGUUCGGAAAUAGCGUCUGGAAGGAGCCGGAUGUGAUGAACAUCCUUUUCAAAGACGAGGAUCCUCGGCUACUGACUCACCCGGUGUACGAGGGAGCUGUUGCUGAAGACGACGCCGCCGCUCUCUGGAGGAAACAGAAAGUGACACCCACGGAUGUGGAGGAGAAGUCUUUCAAGUCCUUGACUUUCGCGGACAUCGGAAACCUCACCCAGCGGGGGGCUCUGUACAAGGACGGUGAGCGGAAUCCGAAUCAGUUAUGCAAUCAGCUUCUUUUCUUCUGUGGUGUGGCGGAUGCCGUGCUGUUUUUGGGCAAGCCGCACGCGCAGGUGGUGUGGAGUCUGCUUCAGCAGGGAAGGCACGUCUUKGCCGUGGAUGGGGACACAACGCAGCUCGAAUACACCGUGCAGUAUGUCACCCAUGAAGUGUCCUCCAAGACUUACCCAAGCGAUUUCCACCAUGUUGUAGUCGAGCACGUUUAUGACCCGAACAAGGACAUGAUCUUCUAGUUGACUCCGAAGAAAAGGCGCCAUUGCG
Molecule: messenger RNA, 1305 nt
Organism: Chara braunii
Lineage: Eukaryota; Viridiplantae; Streptophyta; Charophyceae; Charales; Characeae
Source: the annotation of a GenBank genome assembly